This is a messenger RNA of [Torrubiella] hemipterigena, 2136 nucleotides long. The record is from the annotation of a GenBank genome assembly. Lineage: Eukaryota; Fungi; Ascomycota; Sordariomycetes; Hypocreales; Clavicipitaceae.
AUGCAUAGAGCACUGAGCGCGCGUUGGAUUCACCGGAGCCUGCGCAUCGGCGACUCCUUGCCUAGAGCCGGCCUACCACUUUUCUUAUGCCCAUCCGUUGUCGCAAAGUCAGUGAGGAGCGGUCCGGUUCGAGAUGAAGGCAGAAGGCUUGCGAUUCAGACGCGAAACACGCACAGCGAGGCGCAACCGACGAUUCAAGAAGAUGAACACCAAUCAACACCACCUACUCCAACCAGGAGACUACCGCUAGCCUGCAGCGGCUGUGGAUCGUUGACGCAGACAGUGGACGCACAAGCCUUUGGUUAUUACGACACCGAAGCGAAACGAGUUAGAAAUUGGCUGAAUCCGAGAUCAACUGAGUUACAGAACGCGGAAGAGGCCGAGAAUGGUGUGGUGCAAGACUUACUCAAGUCUAUGGACCCGGCGAAGCUCAAAGAACUUGGCUUCAGCGAGGAUACCCUGAUCUCGAACAACGAUGAGGCACAAGCAACAUCUAUUGAACGUGCACGACCACCCGUCUGCGACCGAUGCCACAAUCUUGUCCACCAUAGCGUAGCGAGUGCUUCGGCAAUGCAACCGAUGCAUCAUCCUACAAUUGAGACACUCCGAGAAACAAUGGAAGAAUCUCCACACAAAUACAACCAUAUAUAUCAUAUUAUAGACGCUGCCGACUUUCCAAUGUCGUUGAUACCUCGACUGAAUGAACUGAUCGGCGAUAUUAAACUUCGAACGCGAAACCGCCGUUCUCAAACAAAGUUCUACCGAGAUGGCAGGACUGAAAUGAGUUUCAUCAUCACAAGAGCAGACCUCUUAGGACCUACCAAAGAAAAGGUUGAUGGCCUGAUGCCGUAUCUACGUGAGGUUCUUAGAGAUGCUCUUGGACGCAUGGGAAGCAGAGUGCGCUUGGGAAAUGUGCGCUGCGUUAGCGCAAAACGAGGAUGGUGGACGGCACAAUUAAAAGAUGAUAUUUGGAAUCGAGGUGGCGGAGGCUGGAUGGUUGGGAAGGUCAAUGUGGGCAAAAGCCAGUUGUUCGAAGCUGUCUACCCAAAAGGUCGAAUGACCUCCAAAACUCUUCCACAGGAUGCAGAAGGUCACCCUGCGACGCAGGGCAAUACCUCUUCAACUGAUACCGUCAAAGAGGAUGAUUACUACGAGCAUAUGGCAGACCUUGGAGAUCUCCUUCCUCCAGCAAGACGAGCAGCUAACUUUCCUGAGAUGCCCUUGGUGUCCUCAUUGCCUGGCACCACUGCAUCACCCAUCCGGAUUCCCUUUGGUGAUAGCAAAGGCGAAUUGAUUGAUUUACCGGGUCUUGCUCGCAGCGACCUCGAGCUUUUUGUUCAACCUGAACACCGCCAGUCGAUUAUUAUGAAGAAACGUCUAGUCCCAGAGCAAGUCUCCAUUCAGUGCGGCAAGUCUCUCGUUCUCGGCGGUGGUCUUAUCCGUAUCACUCCAACUACUCAAAACUUAGUCUUCCUGAUGUAUAACUUUACGCCUUUGAAGCAGCACUUAACGAGCAACGAGAAGGCUAUUGCGUUCCAAGAGCAGACCAGGGAAUUUGACGGUCUCGAAAACAUCUGUCUGCCGGAAACAGCUGGAACCAUUAAACACGCAGGGAGAUUUGAAUUGCGCCAUGAUGUGACCAAACAACGAGCUGGGCCUCUGACUAGAAAAAACGCGGUUGGAUUGCAGAUUGAAACGUUGCCAUUCCGAGUGCUUUCUACGGAUAUCCUAAUUGAAGGCGUGGGAUAUGUCGAGAUUGUUGCCCAGGUGCGUGCUAGAGACUUGGAUCUCAACGGUCAGCCGCGUGGUGGUGCAUUCCGUGAUACUGAUGACAUGGAUGACACUGAACCUGAGUCCGACCCAUUUGCGGCAAUGAUGGAGAAAAGAGUUGAAUCUGGCAACGAAAAACGUACCAAGGCUCCUGAAAAGAAACACACAUCCUCUAAGCCUCCUAGUGCGCCUCUAUGGCCUUCUAUUGACGUAUUUACGCCAGAAGGAAGAUUUGUCGACCAACGCCAGCCCAUAAAUGGAUGGCUCAAUAAUAAACCACGUGUUGUUGCUAGCAAAGGACGGCCAAGGAAAGCUAUGAAGGGACAGAAAAAGCUAGCAAGGGCCAGAGCAAGAGCUUCGGCUUAG